Penicillium odoratum is the source of this 585-nucleotide messenger RNA. RefSeq lists its product as uncharacterized. Bases 1 to 585 code for a protein of 194 amino acids. The transcript is spliced from 2 exons. NCBI's taxonomy places the organism in Eukaryota, Fungi, Ascomycota, Eurotiomycetes, Eurotiales, Aspergillaceae. The record is from RefSeq and is a predicted model, not a curated record.
AUGGAGUCAUCGAUUUUGUCCAAUAUUAUUCAAGCGUGUCCACACAACGAUCUUUCUGGCCUAUCUAUCGACACAUGGAUCAGCAGUCUUCAGUUUGGGUAUAACGAGUCGGCCUCUGACGAUUGCUCUAUUCUCGACGACGGAACCGGUAGCCAGUGUAAGGCCUCAUUCACAUUCGAGAGUGAGGCAACCACGUGGUACAACCCAGGUCAACUUCCAUCGGGAUUUCCUGGAACGGCACCUCUAUCGGACACCACGAAUGCUGGAAGUCUAACGGUUGCUCCCGAACCCUACACAUUUUCGCUCUUUCCGGCCUACACCUCUGUCAUUUCUCCGGUUCCAUACAACGCGAAGGCUGUCACUGCGGUGAACACGGAAACUGCAGCGCAAUCUGCUACAGAGACUGGUACAGGAGCCGGCUCUACAGAGACUGGUACAGGAACCAGCUCUACAGGGACAGAUUCCGCGAGCUCAUCUAAAACUAGUAAAGGUGCCGCAAGAAAUCUUGUUUCCCCUAUAAGCUCUGAAAUGAGUGUCUGGGGUCUCGCCAUAUAUACCAUUGCCUGUGCUAUUUGUCUGGUGUAG